Molecule: messenger RNA, 2097 nt
Organism: Phytophthora sojae
Lineage: Eukaryota; Oomycota; Peronosporomycetes; Peronosporales; Peronosporaceae
Exons: 1
Coding region: 1-2097 (698 amino acids)
Molecular function (GO): calcium ion binding
Source: RefSeq, a predicted model, not a curated record
AUGGGGGGCGGAUCGCUGUUCCAGGUCGGCAACACGGUCGAGUUCUGGCGGGUGCUCGUGCACUUGAGCGUCCUGGCCUUCUGUCUGGUUAUCUUUGAAGCCGCGCUGCACCACGUGGAGCACAAACUCGCGCGUUAUGACAAGUAUCAGCAAAUGCUUCGAAAGGGCUACAGAGAGCUCAUGAUCCUGGGCUUGCUCAGCCUCGGACUGAAGGUCAUCAAGGAGAUCCCGGGCAUUCAGGCCGACAGCAAGACGAUGCUGGCGUUCCAGGUGGCCGACCUCUCCAUCUUCAUCCUGGCGCUUGCUCUCAUUUUCCAGGCGAUCACCAUCUUCUCGCAGCUCCGCAAGCACAACAACAUGGGCGAUCGCACGGAGCUCAUCACGGCUCAAGAUCUGGUCGACUCGAUGAAUCCGUCGCCACUCGCAGCGUCAACAGCUUCAGGGAUCAGACGCUCUUCCUGGUACCUUUGGCCGCAAGAAACUAAAUCGUACGGCAUGGAGGUGGUGGAACAGCGACUGCUUCGACACCUCUUCCUUCGGCGCUUCGGACUGCCUCAGCUCUUCCCGUUCUCAAAGUACCUGCGUCGAGCUCAAGCCAACCAGAUCUCGCACAUGAUCGAGGUAGAACCGUCCACGUGGGUGCUUCUACUCGCUGUGGCAUGGGGGAUCUGCGGUUUCGUUACUAUACUGGAAGACCUCAUCGAAGACCUGCCCGAGAGUCGAGACCUCGUCGAAGUGUUCGUGGCUUUUGCGUGGAUUCUAGUCGGACUUCAUGUUGCAGUCUUACUCUACUUCCGGACGUGCAUCCGGCAGAUUCUCUUAGCUGCGGGCUACAGUGACGACAGGGAUAAACUGAUUGAUAACCUCGAAUCGAUCGCCCAAGACGAAGCCGUUGCGUGGCGCAACGAAGCUGCCGACAGCGCGUUGGACGCCAUGAACCGCGUCCAAGAAGAGCUCGAAGAGGCUGAAGAUAACCGCAAUUCGCAGCGUCACGCGCUACUUCGGCAUGACACGGGGCUCCAGCUACUGGUAACCUGUUAUCGUAACGUCAGGCGUGUGGGUGUUGUUGCCAAGCCCCGAGGAACCAUCGGCGUGCAGCCAGAGUCGCCGGACCUCAACAUCCUAUACUUCUCUCGCAAGACCUGGCACGUGGUGGUCAUUUUCCUAUUAAUGGUUAAUGGAUUCUUCAUCGCGCUGCUGAUCCAGUGUGCGGUGUACGACUUGGACGAAGUGUACGGAGACUUCGGCUUGAUCCCGGCCAUCAUGGUCCCGCUCCCCGUGCUCUUGAACACUUUUGUGCUCCAGCAGCGCAUGUUCCGCUACUUCGUGGCGGUUUGCAGCAUCAUCCGCGCGGACGCCGGCACCAUGGGGGAAGUCGUGAACCACUUCAGUGAGAUCGUGGAGCUGCGGUCCGAGUUCGCGGCUACGCUGCUGGAGCGCUUGAGGCAAGAAGACUGCUCGGUCCUCGACUUACGCGCCGAGCUGGACGCCUACGACCCGCACAAGACCGGCAUGAUUGACGUGGAUCAGCUCCGGUAUAUCCUCUCUGCGUUCGGCUACCGACUUACGCGGUUCCGAUUCAACAGCGUCGCGAUGCUGUUGUUUGAACUAAGUGGCACAAAGGUUGAGUACGGCCAGCUCCUUCGACUGCUGAUGGUUUGUCAGGCCGAAUCUCCCCGUGUAAGUGCUCAAGGGAACCAACGGCGCCAGCAUCCGCUUCUACGCCAAAGCAUCAUGUCGUUCAACGACAACGCGCGAAGCUUCCGCUCGGACAGGAUGACGACGCUAUCUGCCCAACAAAGACCGCUACUGGCACGGACCAGCAUGGGCUCGGACACGAGAGCGAGCGACUUCGUGGUGUUAACCACGCCUACGUUGCCACCGAUGAGUCGAAGGUCCAUUAACGCUGCGUCCGACCCACAAGCUAACAUGAAGCAGAGCAACGGAGUUCGCCCACGCAACCCCGUGCUGGACCGCAGCCACUCGCACCAGUUUCCUAGCUCGACGUCGAGAACACUCCACGACAUGUUCAACAUUCAGAGGGCUUCGGACUCCCGGAUACAGACAGCCUCCGACGACGCGUACACAGUACUGUAA